AUGCAGCCCAUAGAUUCUAAUACGUGCAGCGAUCAAACAGAUGACGAUUAUGAUGACGAUGACGAUGAUGACGAUGAUGAUAACGAUGAUGAUGACGAUGAUGAUGACGAUGAUGAUGACGAUGACGAUGAUGAUUAUGAGGAUGACGAUGAUGAUGAGGAUGACAAUGAUGAUGACGAUGACGAUGACGAUGAUGACGAUGAUGAUGACGAUGACGAUGGUGAUGAGGAUGACCAUGACGAUAGCGAUGACGAUAAUGAUGAAGAUGACGAUGAUGAUGACGAAGACGAUGAGAAUGAUGAUGAUGAUGACGACGAAGAGGACGAUGACGAUGACGAUGAUAAUGUCGAUGACGAUCACGAUGACAAUGAUGAUGACGAUGACGACGAUGAUGACGAUGACGAUGAUGAUGAUAAUGACAGUGACGAUAAUGGUGACCAUUACGACAAUUACGAUGACCAUAAAUAUCACGAUGACUAUGAAAAUGACGAUGACGAUGUCAAUUACGACUAUGACGUUGACGAUAAUGAUGAUGAUGACGAUGAUGAUGACAAUGACGAUGACGAUGACGACGAUGAUGAUGACGAUGAGGAUGACCAUGACGAUGACGAUGACGAUGAUGAUGACGACGAAGAUAAUGAUGAGGAUGACGAUGAUAAUGAGGAUGACGAUGAUGAUGAUGAUGACGAUGACGAUGAUGAUUAUGAGGAUGACGAUGAUGAUGACGAUAACGAUAACGAUGACGAUGAUGACAACGAUGACGAUGAUGACAACGAUGACGAUGAUGACAACGAUGACGAUGAUGACGAGGAUGACGAUGAUGAUGAUGAUGAGGAUGACGAUGACGAUAAUGAUGAGGAUGACAAUGACGAUGGCGAUGACGAUAGUAAUGACGGUGACGAUAAUGAAGAGGAUGACGAUGAUGAUGACGAAUAUGAUGAUGACGACGAUGAAGAUUACGAUGACGAUGAUGACAACGAUGACGAUGAUGACGAGGAUGACCAUGACGAUGACGACGAUGAUGAUGACGACGAUGACGACGAUGAUGAUGAGUAUGACAACGAUGAUGACGAUGACGAUGAUGAUGAUGACGAUGAUGAUGAUGACAAUGACGAUGACGAUGACGACGAUGAUGAUAACGACGAUGAUUACGAUGACGAUGGUGAUGAGGAUGACGAUGACGAUGACAAUGACGGUGAUAAUGAUGACGAUGAUGACGAUGACGAUAAUGAUGAUGAUGACGAUGAUGAUGACGAUGACGAUGACGAUGACAAAAAUUAUGACGAUGACGACGAGGGCGACGAUAACAACGAGGAUGACGAUGACGAUGACGAUGACGAUGACGAUGACGAUGACGAUGACGAUGACGAUGACGAUGACGAUGACGAUGACGAUGACGAUGACGAUGACAAUGACGAUGAUGAUGACGAUGAAAUAAUGAUGGGCGACGAUAACGACGAGGAUGACGAUGACGAUGAUGAGGAGGAUGACGAUGAUGAUGCGGAUGACGAUGCUGAUAACGAUGACGAUGACUAUGAUGACGAUGAUGAUGACGAUGAUAAUGACGAUGACGAUGAUGACGAUGACGUUGACGAUGAUAAUGUCGAUGACGAUGAUGAUGUGGAUGACCAUGACGAUAGCGAUGACGAUAAUGAUGAGGAUGACGAUAAUGGUGACCAUGACAAUUACGAUGACCGUAAAUAUCACGAUGACUAUGACGAUGAAGAUAAUGAUGACGAUGACGAUGAUGAUGACAAUGACGAUGACGACGAUGAUGACGAUGAUGAUCAGUAUGACGACGAUGAUGACGAUGACGAUGAUGAUGAUGACUAUGAUGAUGACAAUGACGAUGACGAUGACGACGACGAUGAUUAUGAUGACGAUGGUGAUGAGGAUGACGAUGACGAUGACGAUAACGGUGAAAAUGAUGAUGAAGAUGACGAUGACGAUGAUAAUGACGGUGACGAUGGUAGUGACCAUGACCGUAAUUAUCACGAUGACUAUGACGAUGACUAUGAUGAUGACGAUGACGAUGACGAUGAUGAUGACGAUGAAGAUAAUGAUGAUGAUGACGAUUAUGAUGACGAUGAUGAUAACGAUGAAGAUAAUGAUGACGAUGACGAUGAUGAUGACGAUGACGAUGAUGAUGAUGAUGAUGACGAUAAUGAUGACGAUGACGAUGAUGAUGACAAUGACGAUGACGACGAUGAUGAUGACGACGAUGAUGACGAUGAUGAUCAGUAUGACGACGAUGAUGACGAUGACGAUGAUUUUGAUGACUAUGAUGAUGACGAUGACGAUGACGAUGACGACGAUGAUGAUUACGAUGACGAUGGUGAUGAGGAUGACGAUGACGAUGACGAUGAAAAUGAUGAUGAAGAUGACGAUGACGAUGAUAAUGACGGUGACGAUGGUAGUGACCAUGACCGUAAUUAUCACGAUGACUAUGACGAUGACUAUGAUGAUGACGAUGACGAUGACGAUGAUGAUGACGAUGAAGAUAAUGAUGAUGAUGACGAUUAUGAUGACGAUGAUGAUAACGAUGAAGAUAAUGAUGAUGAUGACGAUGAUGAUGACGAUGACGAUGAUGAGGAGGAUGACGAUGAUGAUGAUGAUGACGAUGAUGAUGACGAUGAAGAUGACGAUGAUGACGAUGAUUAUGACGACGAUGAUUACGAUGAUGAUGAGGAUGACGAUGAUGAUGACGAUGACGAUGACGAUAAUGAUGAUGAUGACGAUGACAAUGACUAUGACGAUGACGACGAUGAUGAUGUCGACGAUGAUGACGAUGAUGAUGAUGAUGAGGAUGACGAUGACGAUAAUGAUGAGGAUGACAAUGACGAUGGCGAUGACGAUAAUAAUGACGGUGACGAUAAUGAAGAGGAUGACGAUGAUGAUGACGAAAAUCGAUAG
Molecule: messenger RNA, 2913 nt
Organism: Parnassius apollo (apollo)
Lineage: Eukaryota; Metazoa; Arthropoda; Insecta; Lepidoptera; Papilionidae
Source: the annotation of a GenBank genome assembly